AUGAAUUCCUUUCUAUUCGAUCCCUGCGACACAUUAAAUUGCGAAAACUGUUUCCAACUCUCAAAUUUAAAUUUACUGAAGAGCAAAAUCUUCAGUCAAACCAGAAAGAAUGAGACUUUGAAAAUCAGUGAGCCGAGAUAUUGCUCAAAAGUUUUGCAUGGAAAUUGGUUCGAGGAGCGCGCUCAAUACAAACCCCCGCCGGAUGAAUGGGAGAGCUCUUACAAUGCCCUCUUCAAACCCCACAGCAACGAGAAUUUCAAUAUUACCUUAGAGACUCGCAAGGCUGCAAACGAGUUCAAAGAGAGGAGUAAAGGAGUGAGUCGUGAAGAACUCUUAGAACAUCAUGGGGAUGCCUACCACAAUAAUUUUUCUACUGCCUAUGAUCUGAGUUAUAGAGUGCUUCCGACUGGUUUGAAUGGACCCCCUCAGCGAAAAUAUAAUGCAUGCAAGAGAAUGUACGUUCCUGAGCAAGACCUCUCAAAAAAUUUCGGCAAUCAAUACGGCUAUGGCUACAAAGAAUACAUCCAACGAAGGGACGAAGAACUCGUUCAAGAAGCGAAGGAUCUUCCUCGCAGCCACUACCGAUGUGAUUACACUAAAAAAAAGAUACCCAACGAUAAAAGGUAUCCUCGGAAACGCGCUGAUAUGAAUAAACCAGAUCUACGUCACCUGAAUAUCGAUUUGGAUACCAAAUGGGGUCGUCAGUUUACUCAUGGGUAUCACAGACUCAAUAUUCUACAAGAGAAGAUUCAUGGAUUAAAACACUGAGACAACAGAUUCUUAUUAAAAAAAAAAACUUUAUUCAAUGGAUUCCCUCAAUAACACGAGUCAUUCAGAUUAAGUAAGGGCGCCACGCAGGGACGCAUGAGAAACAAAAUGUGUAUCUGAUAUUUGUACGAGUUGUAACGAAAUUCAUGAUACAUAAUUAUUAAUUUAUUCAAUACAAUGUCUUCAUCAAAGGUCGACUUGGCGGCGUAGAAAAUAUUUUUAAAAAUUGUAAUAUAACAAAAGUCUUCACACCAUUCUCAUUAGUAUGCGGAAGCACUGUAGUACUGAAUAUAUCG
Molecule: messenger RNA, 1064 nt
Organism: Diachasma alloeum
Lineage: Eukaryota; Metazoa; Arthropoda; Insecta; Hymenoptera; Braconidae
Exons: 4
Coding region: 1-768 (255 amino acids)
Source: RefSeq, a predicted model, not a curated record